AUGGAAAAUCACGAUGUGCCAUUUGCUAUUGAGGAAACAUUUGGAGAACUGCUUACCACUGAUUUCUUGGACAGAGAAACUGUAGCCUUUUACACUCUGACAGUGAUUGGCAUGGAUAUGCAUCCCACACAACCGCUGUCAAGCUCUGUACUUGUUACUGUCCUGGUUGGUGAUAUCAAUGAUCACUGGCCUCAGUUUCUGGACAGUCCCUUUGUGGCUUAUGUGCCCACAGAGUUUCCUCCAGGCUCAGUUGUUUGUGCAGUGAGAGCAAUCGAUGGAGACACCGACAUGAAUGCAGAGCUGCAUUACUCUCUGUAUGGACAAAGUUCAGACCUGUUUUCGAUUGAUCCGAACAGCGGCACUGUAUUCACUUCAAGCCUACUGCAGAGCACAGAUGAUUUUGUCAUCAAUGUGUAUGUAGAAGAUGCUGGAGAAAACCCAAAAUUUGACAUCACUACGAUCAGUAUCAGGUUUCACAACAUUUCAGACUUCCCAGAGAUGAAUGUGGAUGUUCUGAGUUAUUCUCUCUUUGAGGACGAGCCAGUGGGAACAGUAGUAGCUGUUAUUUCUGCGUCAAGCAUCAGAGCUGAACCUGUCUCUUUUUAUCUUGCUUCUGGAAACUUUGAAGAGAUGUUCCAUCUAGACCAAUUAGGUGGAGCACUGACAGUUGAGAACCCACUGGAUUAUGAAAGCAAAAAGGAAUUUUCUUUGUUGAUAGAAGCCAGAGACUCUGCAGAGAUUGCUGUUCCCUAUGACCUGUUGGUGGGAACUGAAGUGGCCAUGUUUACUGCAACAGAUCUAGAUGUCAAUAGCAGUGAUUAUAUUGAGUAUAGCAUCAGUGGAGGAACAGACAUAGUUGAGACGUUGGUCAAUAUUAAUGUGAUUGAGACUAAUGAUGCACCCUUGUUCACCUCCACAUGGUACGAGGCAGAUGUUAAAGAAGACACACCAACUGGGACAUCUGUGUUAACUGUAAGUGCUUUGGACCAGGACUCUGUAUUGGAUUGGAAUCAAUUCAUCUUUAGGAUUGUAGACGGAAACAUAAACUCCUCUUUCUCCAUCGAUCCACUUAAUGGCAUUGUGUUAGUAAACUCUGAUCUUGACAGGGAACGCUGGCCAGUUUACAAUCUCACUGUAACAGCCACUGAUCAUGGUUCUCCCCCCGCCACUGGGACAACAAAUGUCAUUGUGAAUAUACUUGAUAUUAAUGACAAUGCCCCUCAACUUGUGACAAACAAGAUUCAAGUGAAGGAAAAUCAACCCGAAGGAGCCAUAGUUGCCAGAUUAAAUGCAUUUGAUUUUGAUUUACCUCCAAAUCAAGGUCCUUUUACUUUUUGGCUGUCGAAUUUGUCAACAGAAAGUGCUUUUUUUCUCACUCCAGAUGGAGUUUUACUCACCAGACGUGUUGUUGAUCGGGAGCAUGUCUCUGAAUAUCGAUUACUGGUGGUGGUAAAAGAUGCAGGGUUUCCUCUAUCACUGUCUUCAACAACAACACUCCACAUUACGGUGGAAGAUGAAAACGAUAACCCACCAUUACCACGAAACAUCUUUAUUGAGGUGAAAUAUUUUGGCAGUUCUUUUAAUGGUGGCAUGAUUGGUAAUGUGCAUCCUGAGGAUCAUGAUGAGUCUGAUGCAUUCCUGUGUUCCAUUAUAAGUGGCCCGAUUAACAUGUUCAUGAUACCCAAUGGUACAUGUGAGCUAUGGUCAUCUCCUUUUCAAGGCGAAGCCACAUUCAAUGUCACAGUCGAAGCUACAGAUCAAGUUCAUUUUCCUGUAAAUAACAGUAUCUAUGUGAACUACAAAGGUUUUACAAAUGCAUCUGUGGAUAGUUGUAUAUUUUUCUACGUGGCCUCACAUUCAAUGGAAAUCUUCUUGACUAAUAGGUAUUUGCGGUUUGUGAAAGCCUUGGAUAGUCUGUUUAACCUGCAGGCCUCAAAGACUCAUGUUUUUGGAAUCAAACAUAUUGGCAUGGAGAUACUACUACUUGCUGCAGUGAAAAACUACAAUGGACAAUAUCUAAGCAGAGAGGUAGCGAGUAGUAUAUCUGUUGGACAUAAGAAGUUACUGGAGUCCCAAAGCAAUAUGACAAUUUCUCACAUCACCAGUGAUCCAUGCCUCAUGAGCCCCUGUCAGAAUGGGGCCACAUGCAACAAAAACAUUUACAUCAGCCAGGAGGUUGCUGUCCUGGAAAGCAUGGCUGUCAUCUUUGUGUCGCCACGGAAAGAGAUUUUUAAUUGUACCUGUUCGGUCGGGUUCAGUGGUUCACUCUGUGAAGAUGACAUUGAUGAAUGCGAGGCGAAUCCUUGUCAGAACAACAGUACAUGUGAAAACACCGCAGGAAGUUUCCGCUGUCACUGUCUGAGUGGCUUCUCUGGCUCAGUCUGCUCAGCUGAUGUGGAUGAGUGCCUGAAGGUGAAAUGCCAAAAUGGUGGGACAUGCAUUCAGUCACAGGAGGGAUACCACUGCCAGUGUGCGCCUGGAUUUGAUGGAGAAAGGUGUGAACAGCUCAAAGAUCACUGCAGAUCUACACCAUGUUUUCAGGGAAGCUGCAUUAACCUGCAAACAGGAUUCCUCUGUAUCUGUCCUUUUGGAGUCAGUGGUGUCCAUUGUGAGGAAAUCAGUUAUGGCUUUGAAGAAAUGUCCUUUGUGGAGUUUCCCCCACUGGAUCGCAGGACUAAUUUAAUUUAUUUUGAGUUUGCGACAGUGCAGAGGGACUCCCUACUCCUGUACAAUUUAGGAAUAUUAUCCAGGAGGGAAUUUUUUGCACUGGAGAUACUUGACAGCAGAGUACAGCUCUCUUAUGACCUUGGCUCCGGACCUGUAAAGUUGCAGACCCAUAAGCAAGUUGCAGAUGGACAUUUUCACAGCGUUACUGUCAGAAGAAUUGGCAAUUUGGGGACUUUGCUUGUGGACAACUGCACAGAUGUUGUGAACAAUGGAUUUUGUUUUUCAGAGUUUGAUGGCACUAUUUCAGAAAGGACUCUUGACGUUGGAAACACAAAUAUGACAUUUGGUGGACUGAGAAGUCUGGAAGUAAUAUUGCAACAUCCAAGUCAUAUAAAAACACAUGACUUUGUUGGGUGCAUUCGAAAUAUUCAGAUUAAUGGCAUCUUGCUGAGACCUUCUUCUGGCCUUGCAACAUAUAAUGUUUUCAACAGGUGUCCUCGAACAGCAUUGUCAGGAUGCAACAGCUCCCCAUGCAAGAAUGGGGGAGUGUGCCAUGACCUUUGGUCUGAAUAUGUUUGUGAGUGCAAAAAUCCCUUUAGAGGAAGAAACUGUGAUACAGAAAUAUCUGAAGAACUUGUAUUGCACUUCAAGGGGACUGAUUACAUUGAGUAUGUCAUUAAGGAGAGAUUUAAAAGAGAUCUUCUGCUUCAAGAACUGAAGGAUGGUGCAAAACAGGAAAACACAAAAGUCCAAACUCUCAUUACUGUCAAGUUCAAAACAAAAGAAGAUGGAACCCUGCUCUUUGUUCUAGGAAAAGGACAUAUUGUGUUGAUGGUAAGAGACGGACAACCUGUGUACUCUUCUACUGAUCUGUUAGGACAUAUGUCAGAGUUUACAGUGGAGCUGUUAGUUGCUGAUGGUCUUUGGCACAUCCUGUCCUUAUUGACCAAUGAGCGUAACAAUUCACUGUAUGUUGAUGACAAAAUGGUCUUGAACAUUACCCAACAAAACAUGGACUUAAGACUUUUUAGUUUGGAAAAGAUUAUUCUUGGGGCUGCCCCACCAAGACAAAGAACGUUCCAACAGUCAGGAUUUAGCGGAUGUGUGGAGUAUCUGAACGUGAGUGGUCAUACUCUGCCUGUCAGUGGACACAGUUUAAUGGUGGAGGUAUGGCCGAGCUCGACUCUCCCACAGUCCAGCUGCAGCUCUUCAGGUGUCUGCCUCUUCUCACCAUGCAGUGAAGACACCGCCUAUUUGAGAACAUGUCUUUCAGACUGCCAGAACCGGAGGCCGUGCAGACCUGCAAUACAGGACAGGCCAUGCAUGUGUCUGCAGAAUGUCUCCAAUCAUUUUUGUGACAUCUGCAUUUCCACUGUCAACGACGAGUGCUCAGAGAAACAGUACAACAGGCCUUUUUGGAUCAUAGCGGUGGUUCUCCCUCUGAUCUCCAUCCUGGUGAUUGUAUGUAUGUUUGUAGUUCUGUACAGACUGAAACAGCAGGAUUCAGUUGUUAAAAAUGAGAACCUUACACAUGAAACUGAGCAAGAAACUGAAAACACAACAAUUUGUUUCAAUGGCAAUCAGGUGUCUAAAGCUGAACUUUCAACCUCAAAAGGGAAACGUUUUGAUCGAAUAAGUCCAUGUCAGUCAAAUGAGAAGCUUAAUAGUUAUGGGCAGCUGAUGCUUCCAAGUGAGCUGGAGUAUUACAAGAUCGGCAGCAUCUGUAGUGCAUUUAAUUCUGACAACAACUCACCAAGACUCAGCUGGCACAAACAUUUUUGUAGUACAAAACGUCUUAAAAAUGAUUCAAACCAGUGGGGGGAUCUGAGGAGGUUGCUAGGUAAUUUAAAGAAUGACAAUCCUGGUGAACAGAAAUGCCCUCCAAAGCAUCAAAAUAUUUCCUCAUUUCACAAACAGUCAUUGUGUCAGCCUGAUGCAGAGCAGCAGAGGCAGAAUAUGUCCUGUUGUACAAAAGAAUUCCCACAGCCAGAGCUCCUGGAGCCAACACAGCCACUUAGUUUUGAAGAAAUUAGCAAACUGAACAAUCCUCUUGAGCCAGUUUUUUCACAUCAAGCGCUUUUAAAGCCUGGGCCCCUAGAGUCCACUAUGACAACAGAGACCUCAUCUGACUGUGAAACAGACAGCACGUUUACUUGCUCUGAGUCUGACAAUGACCACUUUAACAUCAUUACUGGCAAAAAAUGUAGGGAUGAGCAGCCAUGCCCAUCAGAGUGCAGAAUAAGCCAGGAUGUCUUUAAACUAACGUCCGUCUCCACUUUAAGUCAGGAUAUUUCCAAGACGGAUUCCUUUACUAUGUUCGAACAAUGGGAAAAAAAUGUAAAUGUGCCCCUGACUUUCGGAAGCUACGCUGCAGUGUUUGAGGACAUUGCAGCCAUGCCCAUAGACUUCAGUCUUUGCAGUGAUAUACUAAGUGAUGAGGAAGAAAUUAUUUGAAAGGUCAGAGCAGAUGAAGUAGUUGAUAUCUGAUUCACUACUUGCAGAAAAUAAUUUUCUACUGUAUUUAACUCUCUAGGACAAAGUUGUCUUUCUGGACAAUCACAAAUAAGUUUUUUCUUUUUGUAAUCUGCAUCUUCCAAGCUUCUGUUUAGCUGAGUUCUGUCUUGAGAUGCAUACUGUUGUUUUGUGAAGUGUUGUUACACAGGUCUAGUGUCAGAAAAUUAAGCUGAUUUUGUGAAAUAUAAACUCCUUCCACCUCUUUCAUCUUUUGCUGUUAUUGCAUUCCCAUUCUGAACAAUGCAUUAAGAUAUGUAAUCCAGUGUUCAGCUAUAUCAAAAUGGGUUAUAUAAUUCUUUCUUGCUUUAUACAUGCAGUCUGAAUGUAUUUUUUCCUAUAUUUAGGGAUCAUCUGUCUGUGACAGAAAACUUGACACUCGAUUAGUGCCCCCCUACCAAAUUAUUCAAGAUCACAUUCAGAUUUUAGGUUUUCUGCAUUCCAAGGGGAAUGAGUCUUUAUCAGCUCAGACAAGUUGUUUGGACUGUGCUGCAUGAUAUUCAGUGAUGUUCUUGUGUAAUUAUUGUGACACUUGAGUAGCAACUGUAUAGAGAUUUGUGUGUGGUAUACACAAUGAGGUGAUGCUGCUCAAUACAAUAAAGC
Molecule: messenger RNA, 5781 nt
Organism: Poeciliopsis prolifica (blackstripe livebearer)
Lineage: Eukaryota; Metazoa; Chordata; Actinopteri; Cyprinodontiformes; Poeciliidae
Product: protocadherin Fat 4
Exons: 12
Coding region: 1-5121 (1706 amino acids)
Biological process (GO): cell-cell junction assembly; adherens junction organization; homophilic cell-cell adhesion
Cellular component (GO): adherens junction; catenin complex; plasma membrane
Molecular function (GO): calcium ion binding; cadherin binding
Source: RefSeq, a predicted model, not a curated record